CCGAGAGACUCUCCUGAAGGAAAUAAUUUUUUUUUUUUUCGACCAUUUCCAGCCCUUAAAUCGGAGUCCAUGCCCCUCCUGCAGGGUCAGCCGUUCAGGCUCAUCAAGCCCCCCGAGCAAGCGGAGUCUGGCGGGGAUCUGUUCGUGAUACAGCACACGGGAGAGAAGUUUGUGUCGAAAAGUGACUAUGAAGACAGACUGGCUUUAUAUAGUCAGAGUAUCUGGACUUGCCAGUGCACAGGCAAAUCUGGCCUCACACACCAAGAAGCAUGGACCAGCGAGGCCAAAGUGCGAGUGCUCCUCAAUGCGUCUUUCCCAUCACCCCUCGUGAAACCCCUCCUUCAGAUGAUACACCACAGUACUUUGCCUCUUGAUCAACUGGUAGAGGCAACUUCCAGCCUUUGUUACUCUCGUUUCCAUCAAGGAGAGGAGCUAACUCUUUUAGGGCCUCAGCCAGUACAAGUACGUGUGACAGGGUCAAAGGAAGCUCCUGUACAAAUUAAAACAGAAAAUGGUGCUGCUGAGGAUGAACACACAACAAAGGAGGCCCUCAAGACUCCUACACCUGCCACCCCCAAAGUUGCAAAUGGAUGCACACCACCAGAAAAUGAAAAUUCAGUUGUUAAUGGCACAGGAAAUGGGGUGACAGAGGGUGAAGAGACCAGCCCAAGCAGUGGAAAGGGAAAGGAGGACGCGGCUGGAAAGAAGAAACUGUUGCCAUUGCUUUAUGAUGUUUCCGUCAUUGGGGAAGACAGGAACAUCUUAGACGUUCCUGCGAAAGAUCUGCAGCGAACAUACAAAAUUCCUCCCAAAGAACAUUUUCGUCUCUUCAUAAGAGCCAAUGCCAUCAGACAACGGUCGAGCUGUUACACCCCUUGGAACGUGACAGACGAACUUGUAAAACAGUACAGUAUCCAGGGUAAGUUGGCCUCCAUAUUCACACAGCCAAGAAUGGGUGCUGUCACCAAGAAGAGAAAGUUGGAAGGCCAGGGUGAAGAGAAGGUGAAAAAGCCAAAGUCGGAGAAAACAGAGGAAACGGUGAAAAAGCCUAAGCCCAAGACAGACAAGGAAGCAACUAAAAAAGUGAAGCGUGACCCCGAUGCACCCAGACGUAAACCUGGCCCUAAGCCAGGGUCAAAGCGGACUCCAAAGGUGUCACCCAAGGUGUCACCUAAAGCAGAAAACCCUGUGAAAACUCCCCCCAAAUUACAAACCCCAGUAAAAUUGGAGUCAAGUGACAGUGAUGAUGAUGUGUCCCUUGCAGUGCUUGCAAGUCGUUCACCAAAGAUGAAAAACGGUAACACAGAAUCUCCGAAAUCCAGUACACCUCCAGAACAAAAGACGCCCCCAGGCAUUGUGCCCCUGGUCAAGAGUGAGAAGAGAGAAGUACCUGAAGAAGGCAAGGAAAAUGCCAAGAAGAUGAAGCAAGCAACUCUGUUCGACAUGAAGACGCCAAGGAAAGUGGGUGCCAAAUCCCCAGGUUCUAAAGCAACCCCAAGAAGAUCACCUCAAAAGAGAGAAAUAACAGCAGAAUCUGUUAUGCGCUUACCUCUAAUGAAGAAAAUGGUGAGUGACUACAAACAUUACAAAGGAGUGCAAGGAGGAGGGCGCAAACUAGUCUACACCAUGGAUCAGGUGCUGAAGAAACUCUCCAUCCAGCAAGUAGAGGUAAUCCCUGAUGAGAGUAUAAGAAAUGAUCUGAUGAAGAGACAUGAGCGCAUCAUUGAAAAACGUAUUUUAACCAAGAUGGCACCAGAGGAGAGAGAGGAAUAUCUAAAGCAAAAGGCCAGGGAAGUGGCUGAAAAGCGCAUCCAGACCAAGCGAGAGUUGAAACGCAAGAUUGAGGACAAGAUUCUCACUGACACUAAACCGCUUCCUCAGCCAAAGCUCGUCUCCACCCCAGAGGAAAUUCCAAACUCACUCUUUGGGGAUGUGGCUAUGAUUGUGGAGUUUAUCGAUUGCUAUAGGGAAAUACUUGUACCUGAGAAGAAGAUGAGUAUUACAUGUAGCAAGCUCUUACAAGCACUUUCUGCAGGAACAAAGGGUUACAAGAUUAUUGCAGAAGUGAUAAGCCUUCUGCUGCAUGUAAUUCUUGAUGAUGAGAGAUUUGGGGAGAGAAAGGAACUAGGUGUUAAGAUCAAAGACCUGACCAUUCAUUACCAAACAGCCAUCGAGCUUGCACGACUCUGCCUUCGUAAAAAGGAGACCUCAGAUGCUGUCAGUCAGCAUUCUGAUGAUGACAUGGGAGAGGAGCAGAAUGAGCUGUCUGAUGGCUUGCUGGAGAAACUUGAGUCCUGUGAGCUGUAUGAACUCCAAACAGAAGACAUUAUUAUAGUACUGAAAGCUUUGUGUCAUCAUGCCAUGGCUUCAUAUGCAGCAAUUGAACAUGUGGAAGAAUUGGAAGAGAAAGUGUACUCUCUCUACAAGGAGCGUGCACAGAUAAAGAAACAAACAUUGAAAGAGGAGAUGGAAAAGAAGAAGCAGAAGAAGGAGGAACGCAUAAAGAAAAAAACUGAUAAAACAACCAUUACCAAAAAGUCCCCGGGCCGUCCCAAAGGCUAUAGCCCUAAAAAGAAAGCCGUCACACUGGAUUCCUUCUAUGGGAAGAAAGAGGAAGAAGAGGAGAGUGGACCAGACAUGAUAUCUAGGGUCAAGAACAGGCGACUGACUGCUGAGGAGUCCAGAAAGGAGAAGGAGCUUUUGAAGCAGCAGGAACGUGAACAGUUAAUGAAGGAAGAAGAGGAAAGGAAACGAGAGAUGGUUGUCCUGGAGUAUGAGAAAGUGCUGAAUCAGAAGGAGUGUCUGAUCCGCUUGCAGCCCUUGGGGGUGGAUCGAAAUCACGACCGAUAUUGGAUCUUCAAAUCCAUGCCAGGCCUCUUCAUUGAGAAGGGCUGGGUGGACUCCAACACCACGUAUUGUACAAAGCCCAAAUCCCCAGUAAAGGGAACAGCCAGCUCGCCCUCCAAAAUGAUGAUCAAGCAGGAGUCUGAGUCGGAUUCAGACGACAAGCCUCUCUCAGCCAUAAAGGAGGAAUUAGCCACUACACCGCAGAAAAAGGUUAGCAGUACGGCAAGUCCCCGGGGAAGGCCCAGACUGGUCAAACCACCAGAUGAUGAUGAGGAUGACACAUUCCCUUCAGUUGGACAGAAUAUGUGGUUCCAUUACGAUUCUUUAGAAGAAGUGGACAAACUCUUGGAAGCCUUGGCAGAGAAAGGUGCUCGAGAAGCUCCUCUGAAGACAUCCAUUUUAAACCACAGAAAACAUUUAGAAGAAUCUAUAGCAAAACCAAAAGAAACCCUAGACGAACUUGAGGAUGGUGCCAAACAGCUGAUGGAGUCCCUGAGGGAAGACAUCAUUCAGAUUGAGCGGGAGCUGACAGAAGGUUGGCUUGGGUCUGUGCCCGACUUCGAAGAGUGGGAGAAAAAGGCCCAAGAAGCAUCAACACAACAGGAGUUAUCUGAGUGUUUGGUGGAGGUCCAGCGCCACAUACAGUUCAAGUAUCUGAAGGGAAUCAUGGCCCCAAUUAAGAAGCCCAUGCCUUCAGAAAAUCCAGAAUUACCCACAGAAUAUGAGGAGUUGGAGAAUCCUGCAGUUCAACAAUGGAGAGAUUCAGUAAUGAACAGCCAAACCCUGUCCCGGUUACACCUGCUUGUGAGCAUGUUUGAUUCAUGCAUAAAGUGGGAGAAAUCCAUAGCCACAAAGAAAUGCAAAGUGUGUCGUCAUCAAGACACAAGUAUACCACUUGCCAUCUGUGACCAAUGUGAAGGUAGUUACCACUGGAACUGUAUGCGUCCACAACUGCGUGAGACACCACCUGAACCUUGGCUGUGUCCUGCUUGCCAGCCGAAAAAGAAUAACAGAGUUAACAGAGAGAGAAGUAAAGCUGGACAAGGAGAAGAGGAACCUGAAGUCCGAGGUGAAAUUAAGCAGGAGAAGAUUUGCAGAGUAUGUGAGCGUGGCCUGGGCCUCAUCUUUUGCAGCAAGUGUCCUGCUGCUUACCAUUCAGAGUGUCAUGACCCACCCCUCCAGACACGAGCCAGGAAGGAUUGGGAGUGCGUCGACUGCAAAAGUGCUUCUUCAAAACAGAAGACACGAUCUGGGCGAUCAGUCAGCUCAAGAACACCAUUCCAGGCAGAAAAAGAAACGACUAAAGAAAGCAAAAGUCGGUCAAGAAGUGGAGAAAAAUCAAAGAAGCGAAGUGGCAGUAGCAGCAAGGGAAGUGGUGGUGGAAGACAAUCCUUGAGGCGUUCAGCGAGAGCGCGGUAUACAGAUUCUGAUGAUGAAGAGGAAGACGAUGACGAUGAAGAUUAUGAGGAGCGUCCAUCAAGAUCAAGGGGCAGUAGGAGGAGUUCCCGAAGAGCCACUGGAAAGAAGAAUUACAGAAUUGUUAGUGAAGACGAGGAGGAAGAGGAAGAGGAAGAAGAAGAGGAGGGUGAAGAGGAAGAGGAGGAAGUGGAAGAAGAGGAGGAGGAGGAGGAGGAAGAUUAUGAGAUGAGCAAUUCAUGCGUGUACUGUGGGUUAGGACCUAAUAAGAAAAGUGGUCAUGUACAGCUGCUGCCUUGCAUGACCUGUGAUUCUGCUUUCCACCUCCAAUGUGCCCGUAGUCAUGGCCUAACUGCUACUUCCAAGAAUUUGGCUUCAUACCAGUGCUCUAGAUGUUUAAGGAAUGGUAGAAGUCCAUCUAAAUCUCCCAUGAAAAAGGCCAAGAAUGCUGAGGAAAAGGAGGAUGGAAAGGAGAAUGAUGAAGAGGAGGAGGAAGAAGAGGAAGAGGAAAAUGAAGGUGCAGAAGAAGAGGAGGAAAAUGAGGAUGCAGAAGAGGAAGAGGAGGAGGAGGAGGAAAAUGAUGAGAAUGAUGCCCAAGAAGAGGAUGAUGACAAUGAAGUUGGGGAAGAGGAAAUGGAUGUAGAUGAAGGGGAAGAGGGAGAUGCUGAGGAUGAGGAGGAGGAAGAGGGUGAAGACAUUGAGGAAGACAGUGAGAGGGAACAAUAUGAGAUGGGGGAGGAGGUGGUGGAGGAAGAAGAGGAGGAAGAAGACGAUAAUGAGAAUGAGGAGUCAGAAAGUGAAGAUGAAUAAUUAUUCACCAGUGAGUUAACAUAAUUAAGAAGAGAGGAAAAAUAUUGUCUGAUGUUCCAAUGCAUCUCUGAAGGCAAAGAUAUUAUCAUGAUUUUGUGUAGACUAAUCCCCAGUCACCAACACGGCUGUUUUUCCUCACCCUUGAUUCUUCUCUUCUCUUUCUUUUUCUUUCUUUUCUUCCCUCUUCUCGUGUCCUCUUUUCACUUCUCUUCUCUUCUCUUGGCUCUUGUCUCUUUCUUUUCCUUCCUUUUUUUUGUUCUUUCCAACAGCCUACAAGAUCUGUUUCAGGGGGUCUACAUCAGGUAGAAUGUACUUAGAGACAACAGUGAGAAAUUGUCACUUGUAGAUCAUCAUUGAUCAGUAAGUCCCCCCCCCCAUCCCUCUCCCCCUCCCCCCAGUCAGAAGGCUGUUAGUACCAAUAAGUUCCAAGGGAAAACUAUGUACUGAUUAGACAUGUAUUAGACAUAUAUCAGGGUCUGGAAUAGCUAGGAAACUCCAUUGUAGCUUAUAGAUGUUAUGGGAGGUACCUGUUUCGUUUAUGUAUUAUCUCUCACUCUCUGCCUUCCUUUUAAUUGCAGCAGUGGGUGUAGAAUGUAUACUUUUGUUAGGCAGAGGCAUUCUGUUGCAGGAAAAGCUGUCAUCUUUUAACAAUUAAUAAAGAGGAGACUUUUAUAUAUGCAUUUAAAGGCAUUGAAGUAUUGGCACUUGUAGUACUGUAUUAACUUUUUUUAUUAUGAUCUUUAUUAUCAUCACCAAACAGAUUUCCAGUGUAAUGUUUAAAAAGGUUUCCAAACUGUUUAAAAAAAUAUGUACAUACACAUACAUAUGGAUCUGUUUUAUUUAAAAGAAAGGAAGGAAAGGUUUUGAAGCAUUUAUUUGCUGUGUAUGCAAAACAGCUGAACUACAUGAGACAACCAGACUCUGCUUGUAACCUGUGGUCACCAAGUACCACGAGUGAUAGCUUUAUCUCUCUCAUUAGGAGAAUUCUUUUUCUAUGUGAAUAUUUUGCCAAGUGUCCAACUGCAAAUAUUAUCACAUUCCAGAACUGUGGAUUAGGAGUUAAGUGGUGGGUAGAUAGUUGUCAGGUAUGAUGGUAGCUAUAUAUUAUAUAUAUAUUCAUCUACUAAUGCUGAAAUGUUGAAUUAUAAGAUAAUGAUAAUAAUAAUAAUAGUAAUGAUAAUAUUAAUAAAAAAACAACUAAGAAACACCCUCCAUAUCUCAAUGUGGCCCUUAUAUACUGCUUCCAACGUAGAAAAUAAUUAGUGAAAGUGUUCUGUUGAACUUUCCUCUGUACCUAGUUCCCUUCCCCCUCUCCCCACUUUCUUUGUCCCCAGUUACGGUACCCUUUUUCCUCGUAGAUUAAUGUCACUUGUGAUUUAUUAGAUUUGUAUUGUUUUGUUUUCAAAAAAAAAGGUUCUGUUUUUGUUUGUUUCUAUUUUUUUGUUUUGUUUUCUUUCCUUCGUACUUUUUGUUUUUUCAUCUUUAUUUUCUGUCUUCACAUUUUGUCAUAUUUCUUUGCAGUGUUCAUUAGUAAAUUGAUAUCAUUAUGUUUUCUUCUCCUUUUGGUCCUCCUUUAUAUUCUUUCUGCCUCCUUAUCCUCUAUUCCUUUUGUUCUUCCUAUCAGCUUUUGUCUUCCUCUCCUUGCCCUCUUCCCUUUUUGGAUCCUACCCUCUGUCUCUUCUUUCGUCCUCCUCCUCCUCCUCCUCUAUCUCUUCUCCAUUUCUUCCUUCCAUCCUCCCUCCCUCCUUUUUUCAUGUCUUAUCCUCUUUUAUUUACUACUUGAUUUUUUGGGCCUUCUCUCUCCCUAAUUUCCUAAUACCAUUUUGAUAUUUACUAAACAUUUUGAAAUGCAUUUAGCAUCAUGACAAGUGUCCAUCUUGGCAUAUAUUAGAUUUUGGAUCUGAUAUUUUUUCUGUGAAAAGUAUGGUUAUAGAACACAUCUAUUUUGUGAUACUUAUGUAUAUAGGUCCUAUUUAUUCUAAUGACUCAUUAUUCCAAGUUUCUAGUUUCCAAGUGAGUGUUGUCAAUGACAAUAUACCAUGAGAGUUAGAAACUAGAUUGUGAAAUUAGUUGUGGAGGCAUCUUUGAAUUUGCCUAAAGCAACGGUGACAUCUAAACCUUAGGACUUUUAGGUUAUAAGUAGCAUCCUGGGAACCUAUUAUGGUACAAGUUAAGGGAUAUAUUUCCCUGUGUUUGAGCGAUUUGCAAAAUUAGCCGCACAUUUUGUGUCCAUAUGAAGUAUUUCAUAUGUUACACCAAGCAUUGGAACCUCUUUCAGAGUAUGAUGAUAUAUUUCAUAGCAGACUCUCUCCAAUAGCAGCUUUGAAAUUGAUAGGAAACAUGGGUGGGAGGGAAUUGUUUUGAUAAGGAAGGUGCAUUGUAGAAGUAGACAUUAAUGAUAGUAUGUAAAAGGCAAUAAUUGUAUGGAUCAAUUUUAGGAGGUAAUUCUUUCAGUUCUCAAGCAUAUUAUUAGGUGUAAGAGGAAGCAGUGGGAACGGGAAUUUUUGUUGUGAUGGGGAGGAAAAAUCAUUGUGUAUAGCUAAUGUUAAAAAUUAAAUUGAUGAACUUUUUUGUAUACAUGACAAAAUUUCAUUCCCAUAGUUAUCUGUAAUUUAUCCUUUUGUGUAGAAUAUUUUUAUCAAAGUUUUAAGAUAUAAAAGUUUUUGCAGAUUAUUUUUAUCACUUAUAAACAAAUGUUAUAUAAGUGUGAAACUAAUUUAGGUAUUCAGAAUGUAAUAUGUUAUUCAGACCAUGUAAUGCAAGUGUUAUCUUGCCAAAUGACCCCUGUAAUGAUAAAUUUUGCAGAUACAAGUCAGGCAGGGACAUCCAGCCUCUGAAUUUUGGAUUACAGAUAUAUACAUAAUGCUCUUGAAAUUGUCAAAAUUUUAUUAUGUGAUGGAAACCUUACAUCAGUCUUCUUUGGCUGAAACGUGCACUAUCAUAAUUUAAUGACGUAGCAGAGGGAAUAUUUACAGUAUUGUGAUUCUGACAGAAUUGGUUAUACCAAUAUUUUAUUAUGCGACAGAGGGAAAUUUCACAUCAAUAUUCUUAGCUAUGUAUUUCUUUUUCUGGUUUUGCAGUCUUCUUUUGAAAACGCUGGAGGGAAGCACACGUGUAAACUAAUCGUUUUGUAUCCAGUCUGCCAUAGUCCCAUGAUGCAUUUUUUCCUUUUUGUUAUUUUAUUUUUUCACUUCUUGGAGUAUUUCAUGUUCUGUGAAUCUUGAAAAUAUUCUUUUGAUUUUGCUAUAUCUUUCGUCUUUUUUUUUUUUUUUUUUUUUUUUUUUUUUUUUUUUCUGAAUGGCCUAAAAAGGGAAACAAAUUUGCAAAUAUAUUUAAUGUAUUUGUGAUAUUCCUGCAGCAUUUGUUCACAGUGAUUCCAUACAUACUCUGUUCCCAGACCCUCUCUACUAAUGCUGUAGCAAUGUACAAUGACGAUCACUUUAAUCCCACAAGUCUUGCUUCUCGGUAUGCGUUUGUUAUUUGUAUCCAUGAAUAUAUAUAUAACAGCUUUUGAGUAAAGCCAGUUUGAAGUUUUGAUAUAAAGAUAUUUCCAGUGAAGCCUGGGUUGUGUGCAUCUGGCCAUUGUGUAUCACAUCCCUUCAUGACAGCAGUACAACACAUAUGACUGCAUCAUUCAUCAUGGUUGCACAAUGCAGUUUGUUGCAGUGGACAGUAGCAAUGCACGAUGGGGCAAUUGUCUCUGUUAUUAUUUUUUACAGGAUGUGCUCUCAGUUCUAUGAGCUAUAUUGACAUGCUUCCUACAUUAAAAGUUAUAAAGGCUUUUAUUUUUUUAUGUUUACUAAGUUGUGAUGGUCACAAAUACAUACUUAAUAAUAGUUGGUAGGUUGGUAAUUGUAGCACAAAGUUUAUUUACCAGUGAACUGCAGUUACUUCUUUUUGCCUAUUUAGAUACCGGUACAUUGUGAUAAUUGUUUGAUCAUACUGUUGAAGUAACAUGAGUGUCUAUAUGAACUCUCCUGUGUUCAUAUACAUGUGCAUGUGAAAUGGUGUGUCAGCAUUAAUAAAAUACCUUAAGAGAACAUGACAGAUCACUGUACAUCAUUCAUAGAGAACUAAAAAAAAGUAAUUAUAGUGAAAGUUGGCAGUUUCCAAUGUGGAAUUGACUUCUCUUUCUCCUAGUUUUGACUGAUGCAAGAUUCCGUGUGUCAGUAAAGUAUUGAGUGAGAAAAUUUUACAUCGGUCACUAUAUAUAUAUAUCAAGGUUCCUUCAGAGAGAGAUAAUCUCAAGUAACUGUUCUACCUCCAUAUGUUUACUAUAGAAAUUGACUGUUAACCAUGUGCUCUUCUCUGUGAUGUUUACUUUAUGGAUAUUUCGCUCAUUGCACGUUAAUACUAAUGAUUGCAGUGAUCCCUUUUGUUGACUUAUGCCUAUGAUUCCCGGGAAAAAAAAAGUUGUAUUAAUUGAUUGCAGUCACAAAUGCAAUGUCAGCAUUACAGUUUGCACAAUUGCAAGGGAAGUAAAGGAUUUUCCUCAAUAGCCAACAAAUCUGCUGUUCACUUACUCUUUUGUGAAUCAUGACCUGCAAACUCUACCAGUCAAGUCACAUCGUAAUCAUGUGAAUUCUGGUAAAGAGCUUUGAAAGAAUGUGCAUUUAUGUGUCUGAGAGUAUUUUUGAAUGGUUGUGUGUGUGUGUGUGGUUGCAUGCGCAUGCAUGCCUGUGUGAAUGUGUCUGCAUGUGUGUAUAUAUACUAUAGCAAUAGUCAUAAUGAAAUGCUUUCCAAGUGGUAAUCUUUCAUAGUUUUUUCCCCUUCCCCUUUUUAUGGUAUCGGCAUUACUGUAUUUCCUACUUGGCUUCUCGGGUAAAAGAAAAUAGAUAAAACGACUACUGAACACCUGUGUUUUGAUAUUGGCGACUCAUCUGGACUCUGAAUGUUCGAUGUCAAAUAGCAAGGAUGAAGGAAUAACCAUGCUGCUUAAACACAGCUACCACAUAUAUUGAUAUGUAAUUCUUCAUACGUUUUGAAGCACUGUAGCUAUCUAUUUUUCAUGUAAUAAUAAAUAGUUGAAAGGA
Molecule: messenger RNA, 10106 nt
Organism: Penaeus monodon (black tiger shrimp)
Lineage: Eukaryota; Metazoa; Arthropoda; Malacostraca; Decapoda; Penaeidae
Product: tyrosine-protein kinase BAZ1B-like
Exons: 27
Coding region: 70-5073 (1667 amino acids)
Biological process (GO): chromatin remodeling
Cellular component (GO): WICH complex
Molecular function (GO): DNA binding; histone H2AXY142 kinase activity
Source: RefSeq, a predicted model, not a curated record